AAUAAACGUCCCCUCCAUUUAACAUAAGACGGACAGACAACUCAAGCUUCCUUUUAUUUGUUCAGAAAAGAGAAAAGGGGUGGUUUGGUCUUGAUGCACAUAAUUUGAACUUGAAAAUCUAGCUUGAAAGGAAACAAAUUUACUGCUGCCCCGUGUUUAGUAUCUUUAGAUAGUUGUAUAUAAUUGACAUGCAAAUACAAAGACAGAAACUUUGACAGAGAGGAGGACAAGGGGGGGAAGAAGAAGAAAAGGGUUGAAAAUGGAGGAUUAUAGUAAUAGAGAAAAGAAUGAUUUAGAGAUAGAUGAUGAUAAGGAACACAGUGUGUCAAUGUUGAGAGAGCCAUUUCUUGUUAGGAAUAGAAAGAACAAUACUUCACAGAUUGCCAUUGUUGGUGCUAAUACCUGCCCCAUCGAAAGCCUUGAUUAUGAGAUUGCUGAGAAUGAACUUUUGAAACAGGACUGGAGAUCUCGAAAGAAGGCUGAGAUAUUUCAGUAUGUUGUCCUCAAGUGGACACUUGCUCUCCUCAUUGGGUUAGGUACAGGGCUUGUCGGCUUUUUCAAUAACCUUGCCAUUGAGAAUAUAGCUGGUUUCAAACUUCUGGUGACAAACAAUCUCAUGCUUAAGGAGAUGUACUAUCAGGCAUUUGCAACUUAUGCUGGUUGCAAUGUGGUUUUGGCUAUUGCUGCUGCAGCCUUAUGUGCUUAUGUUGCUCCUGCGGCAGCAGGAUCUGGUAUACCAGAGGUUAAAGCAUACCUCAAUGGUGUAGAUGCUCCUUCUAUUUUGGCACCUGCUACCCUUUUUGUAAAGAUAUUUGGGUCCAUAUUUGGGGUUGCUGCUGGAUUUGUUGUUGGCAAAGAAGGACCCAUGGUGCAUACUGGUGCUUGCAUAGCCUCCUUUCUUGGACAGGGAGGUUCUCGUAAGUAUCAUUUGACAUGGAAAUGGCUGAGAUACUUCAAAAAUGAUCGAGACCGGCGAGAUUUGAUCACAUGUGGUUCUGCUGCUGGUGUAGCAGCUGCCUUCCGUGCUCCUGUUGGCGGGGUCUUAUUUGCCCUUGAAGAAGCUGCUUCCUGGUGGAGGAGUGCCCUUCUUUGGAGGACAUUCUUCACAACAGCUGUAGUAGCAGUUGUAUUGAGAAGUCUCAUAGAAUUUUGCCGAACUGGAAAAUGUGGGCUGUUUGGACAAGGAGGUCUGAUCAUGUUUGAUGUAAAUUCGACAAAAGCUACUUACAGUACCCCAGAUCUACUAGCAGUUAUGUUCCUUGGAGUGAUAGGAGGUGUUUUUGGAAGCUUUUACAACUAUUGUGUUGACAAGGUCCUUCGCACUUACAGCAUCAUCAAUGAGAGAGGUCCUUCGUUUAAGAUCCUGCUUGUUAUUGUCAUUUCCCUGCUGACCUCUUGUUGCUCCUACGGCCUCCCAUGGCUUUCACAGUGCAUUCCCUGUCCCCCUCACCUGGCUGAGCAAUGCCCCACUGAAAGUCGCUCUGGAAACUUCAAGAAUUUCCAGUGUCCACCAAACCACUAUAACAAUCUUGCUUCCCUCUUUUUCAACACCAAUGAUGAUGCCAUCCGCAUCUUAUUCACUUCUGGCAGCGAAAAAGAAUUUGACCUCUCCACCCUUCUGGUUUUCUUCGUUGCUAUUUUCUGCCUUGGCAUUGUUACUUAUGGCAUUGCUGUUCCCUCUGGGCUCUUCAUCCCAGUCAUUCUUGCUGGGGCCUCUUAUGGCCGUCUUGUUGGAACACUGCUCGGUCCCCUUUCUAAUCUUGAUGUGGGUCUCUUUGCCCUUCUUGGAGCUGCCUCCUUCCUUGGUGGCACCAUGAGAAUGACAGUUUCUCUUUGUGUCAUACUUCUCGAACUGACUAAUGAUCUGCUUAUGCUUCCAUUAAUGAUGCUAGUGCUCCUCAUUUCAAAAUCUGUGGCUGAUAUUUUCAAUAAGGGUGUUUAUGAUCAAAUUAUGAAAAUUAAAGGAUUGCCUUAUAUGGAAACCCAUGCAGAACCAUACAUGAGACACCUUAUUGCAAGUGAUGUUGUUUCUGGUCCAUUAGUUUCAUUCUCUGGGGUUGAAAAGGUAGGGAACAUAUUACAUGUCCUGAGAGUAACAAGGCAUAAUGGAUUUCCUGUGAUUGACGAGCCGCCUUAUUCAGAUGCUCCAGAAUUAUGUGGGCUUGUCUUGAGGUCUCAUCUGCUCGUGUUGCUUAAAGGAAAGAAAUUUACAAAGCAGAGAGUAAAGACAGGAUCAGAUAUUGUGAGGGGUUUCAAGGCACAUGACUUUGCAAAGGCUGGAUCGGGCAAAGGGGUGAAGCUGGAAGAUUUGGAGAUCACAGAGGAGGAGAUGGAGAUGUAUAUUGAUCUCCAUCCUAUUGCUAACACAUCUCCAUACACCGUGGUUGAAUCCAUGUCUCUAGCUAAAGCUGCUGUUCUCUUUCGCGAACUUGGCCUUAGACACUUGUGUGUGGUGUCGAAGACGCCAGGGAUGCCUCCUAUUGUUGGAAUCUUGACUCGGCACGACUUCACCCCGGAGCAUGUACUGGGGCUUUACCCACAUAUUAAACCCCACAAGUAGGGCAAGCAAGCUACCUAGUUGUGUGUUUUCUGCCUGUGAGGACUCGUUCUUAUGGAGCUUUUAACUUCCCCUUGCCAUUGCCAAACCGAGGGAAUUAUUGGACAAAGGAUUCUCUGCAAGGAAUGGAUUUUACUAUAAUGGAACUAUGAAACAGUGUAAGGAAAGUUGCUUAUCUUAGAAUAAUAGGAUUUGUAUUCUAAGAUGCGUGGCAAGGGCAUUGUAGUAUGGUUGUUAAACUCAGGUUGGCUUGACUCGGAAAAUCUACGACUCGGAACUCAUGACUUGUAGAAGGCAUUUACCCUUAUGAAACCUGUUUGAUCUAUUCAAACCUCA
Populus trichocarpa (black cottonwood) is the source of this 2893-nucleotide messenger RNA. RefSeq names its product chloride channel protein CLC-c. Gene Ontology annotation, cellular component: intracellular membrane-bounded organelle; plant-type vacuole membrane. Gene Ontology annotation, biological process: transmembrane transport; chloride transport. Gene Ontology annotation, molecular function: voltage-gated chloride channel activity. Lineage: Eukaryota; Viridiplantae; Streptophyta; Magnoliopsida; Malpighiales; Salicaceae. Bases 260 to 2560 code for a protein of 766 amino acids. The transcript has 7 exons. The record is from RefSeq and is a predicted model, not a curated record.